CGGCCUGCCCCGCCCCUUGGGCACCUGCGCGGGCCGCGCGGCAGUGUGGCCCCUUCCGUCCCUGCCGCCGCUGUGCUGCGUCCUUGUUGCCUCGCGAGUCCGCGUGUAGCUCUGUGCCGUCCGCCCGCGUACCCGUCGCUGGCUCGGACCAAUCCUAAAAUUCAGCUUUUUCGCCCGUCCCGGGCGGCCCUGCACCCUGGCGGAGGGGUCCACUUCCGCCGGCCGUGUGGCCACACCUCCUUGACCCUGUUCCAGGGCGGGACCUUCUGCAGCCACUAGGCUCCCUAUUAGCCCUCCCCUGGCGGGGGCGGGGCGACCCAGCGCCCGGAGGUUGGAGACCACCACCUGAGAGAAGAGGGUGAGAGUGGGCCGCGAUGCCCCGAAAAGUACCAGCUACGGCACCAGAAGCCGGAAGUGUGGAUUUCGGCAGCGGGAGAAGGGAAGGGUGACCGCAGGACCCGGACUUUCUCGGAGCGCCGGGGUCCGAGGAGUGCUCGCGGCUCGCCGUUCUUGCUCUUCUCACGUCGGACCGACUCCGCUGACAGACCCUCACUUGUUGGAUGAACAGGCCCCCCUGGAAGAGUCAGCUGUGUGAGAUGGUGCAGCCCAGCGGCGGCCCGGCAGGGGACCAGGACGUGCUGGGUGAAGAGCUUUCUCUGGGGAAGCCGGCUAUGCCCCACCUACCUUCUGAGCAGGGCACUCCUGAGACCUUCCAACGCUGUCUGGAGGAGAAUCAAGAGCUUCGAGAUGCCAUCCGGCAGAGCAAUCAGAUGCUUCGGGAGCGCUGCGAGGAGCUGCAGCGUUUCCGAGGCAGCCAGAGGAAGGAGAAGGAGUUCCUCGCGCAGAGAUUCCAGGAGGCCAGGAGGCUGGUGGAGAGACUGAGCCUGGAGAAGCUCGACCUGAGGAGGCAGAAGGAGCAGGCCCUGCAGGAGGUGGAACAUCUGAAGAGAUGCCAGAAGCUCGAUGCCUCCCCAGGCGGGCCCGGAACGCAGCAGGGCCGUCGUACUCGCGGUUUGGCUGACACGGCUAACGACAGUGAGAGGAUCCAGGCUGGAAUCAGCGAGGACAAAAGGGGCGUAGGGCAGGGUCCGGGAGACACCGGCAGUGAGCUUCCAGGUCCCUGGCCGGCGGGGUCGUGGGGCCGUGUGGUCCUGCGGUGACCCGUGACGUCGCGCGUGGGGCGGGGGGUGGGACACCGCCGGGGAAGCUUCCCUGAGCGCUGGUGUCGGGGGACUUUAGUGGGGGUCAGUCCUGUGGGCCCGGGGCUUCCACACGGCCGACCUCGAAUCCUCAGUCUCUGCCUCCCAGAUGUGAAGCCGGGCCCCCCCGCCCCCUCCCCCCCAGGAAUUAUUACACUCCUGGCGUAGUCGCCCGGCAGGGCCCUCAGGGAAGUGUGCCAGGUUCCUGGGGCUGCCGUGACAAGGGUCACAAACUGUGUGGUUCUAAGAAACAGAAAUGUACAGCCUCCCAGUCCUGGAGGCCAGAAGUGCAAGAGCAAGGUCUGGGCGGGACUGGUGUCUUCUGUGGCCUGUAGACACAUCGCUCCACCUCUGUCGCCGUGGUCCCCUCCCCUUCUCCCGGUGUCCGUGUGUCUCUCCUCCAGAGAGACAUACAGCUGGACAGUUUCAGCACUGAGAACAGGUCGUGUUGGUAAUUACUGACGGCAGGGGGAUGAGUUGAACUCCAUCAUGAUUUGUAGAGGUGACUGGUGACCUAGAGCGAGGGGGUGGAGGGGGAGUGAGCCGGGGCUCGAGUGAAAAUUCACAAACGCGUGAGGCUCGCCGGCAGUUACAGACGUUAGCACUGUGCCCUGCACAGAGCCUGGCAUUCUGAGGCCCUGUCCUUCGCGACGAGCCCAUUUCCAAGGUAUGGUUCUUGAGUCCUUGAGAAAGACUGUCCUGGGCUGUGGGAGGUACGUAGGCAUUUCAACAGGACUGAGAAAGGAUUCACAAUUGGAGGCCUCUUAGGAAAUGCUCCCAGCGAGCAGAGGUGGGGGUCUAGAGCUGCCGGAGGCCGACAUAGGCCAUCUUGGGGCCAUGCUAAGCUUUCCUAGGGGGUGUGCCGUCGCGGGGCCGGGCCCCUCAGGGUCGUGGCCCUUGGCUGUUAGGAGUCGUGUUAAAGUUUGUUCAGGGCUCUGAGUGCAGAGCUUCGGAUGGAGUCAAAGUCAUUUUGUGCUGAUUUCUUUUGUAGUUCUCAGCAGUCCUUGGAUCUCCUCCCCCACCUCCUCCAGUACGGCUUCAUCAUAACCUGAUUGCAUCUGCAAAUCAGGUCCUAUUCAUAGGUCCUGGGGGUCAGGACCUAUCGGGGGCCACCAUUCAGCCCAUUACAGCCUCAAACAGAUGUGCUCCGUGCUGUCUGCUCAGGGCCUUCGGGGCCUCCGUCCAUGUGGCCCCGGGAGUCCCCGCCCACCUGCCCCGGCUCCCGUGAUGGGGUACCAGUGUCUCGGCAGGGCCAGGACCCACCUAGCCCUGUCCGUCAGCCGACGAGUCUGGCAGCUUUGACAAGCUCAUGUACAUUGAACAAAACCUGGCACAACCUGAGUGUCCCUCACUGGAGAAGCCAAUAGAAUAAUACGAUGGAACUUUUUAACGGGUUUAUUGAGAUAAAAUUCACAUGUUGUAAAAGUCACCCUU
Molecule: messenger RNA, 2633 nt
Organism: Suricata suricatta (meerkat)
Lineage: Eukaryota; Metazoa; Chordata; Mammalia; Carnivora; Herpestidae
Gene: IKBKG
Product: inhibitor of nuclear factor kappa B kinase regulatory subunit gamma
Exons: 5
Coding region: 561-1160 (199 amino acids)
Biological process (GO): positive regulation of canonical NF-kappaB signal transduction
Cellular component (GO): IkappaB kinase complex; cytoplasm; nucleus
Molecular function (GO): K63-linked polyubiquitin modification-dependent protein binding
Source: RefSeq, a predicted model, not a curated record